CAACAAAAAAGAUGGGAAGGUAAAAUUAGUGUGACACGAGUUGUUUUUGAUACUUUAUACUAUAAUUCUGUCUGCUCGGAACAAAGAGCCGUGUCCUGCCUUAAAGGUCAAUAAAAUGAAAUAAAAUAAAAUAUUGAUGCAAGCUUCCGUGAGCUGCAGCCAUUUUCUUCAGAUCCAUGGCGUGUCACUUCCACAAUCAGACAAACAGGGGGACUGAAGUCCAUAGAAACGUAUGCCAAACAGAACGAGUUCCUAUUUCAAGUUCCUAUAAGGUAACGUCGUUUCUCUGGCAGCGGGUUUUACCGGGCUCCACACCCCACCCGACAGCGCAGUUUCUGCAAUGACCGAGCUUUGUAAGGACGGGAGGAGAUUAAAAAGGCAAAGCGUCCAUCUCUCUUCUCCCGCCUUGGGCCGGCAUCCUUUCUCAAAAGCUCCUUGGGCUUCCCGUUACCAUGGCGACAGCGGGGCGCCAUUUCCCUCCUCCCCUCUCCGGCCCCGCAUGCCUGCGCUUCUAUGACGGAGGACCGCGCGCCUUCCAAGGAAAGGACGGCCUCCAGGGGGCGCUCUCGGGGGCGGUGACUGGGGAAGGACAAGCUUUUGGGCUUCCCGUUGCUACGGCGACGGCGCCGCUUCCCUCCUCCCUUCUCAGCCGCCGCGCCGUGGCGGGCAAGGAGAGAGCCUCCAGAGGGCGCUCUUGGUCUUCCGGCCCACCCCUUCCCUUCCUUUUCUGCCUCCUGAUUGGCUAGAUUCGCAUGAAAGCGGGUGGCGCGAGAGCAGGCGAGGGACGGUUGAAAAAUCCGACCGUUGGCCGCGAAGCUGAGGCACUGAAGCGGCCGCUGAGGGAAAAGGGGCGGAAGCGGACCGGUUAGGCAGCAUGAAGGCGGCGGGUAAAACCAAGACCCCUCGAAAGCAACUGCCAAAGAAGGCAUUCAGCAGCAGCUUAAAGGAUCCUGUAGAGGUGUACUGCCGGAUUCGCCCAGACAGCGUGCCUGACCAGGAGUGCUGCAUCGAGGUGAUCAAUAGCAGAACGGUCCAGGUUCACCCCCCUGAGGGAUAUAGAAUCUGUCGCACUGGGGAGUACAGAGAGGUGCAAUAUUCAUUUAAAGAAGUCCUUGGUGCCAGUGUUACUCAGAAAAAUGUGUUUGAAGCAGUUGCAAAACCUCUGGUGGAAGACCUUAUCCGUGGAAAAAAUGGUCUCCUUUUUACAUAUGGUGUCACAGGGAGUGGGAAAACCCAUACGAUGACAGGGUCUCCUGGUGAUGGUGGGCUGCUUCCACGCUGUUUAGACAUGAUUUUCAACAGCAUAGGCCCUUUUCAAGCCAAACGAUAUGUUUUUAAGCUUGAUGAUAAAAAUGGAGUAGAGGUACAGUGUGAGGUUGACGCUUUACUUGAACGUCAGAAGAGAGAAGCAUUACCAUAUCCAAAAACUCCAUCCAACAGCAAACGCCAGAUCGACCCUGAAAUUGCUGAUAUGAUUAAUCUGCAAGACAACUGCAAGGUAGAAGAGAUUGAGGAAGAUAAUGUCUACAGUGUGUUUGUCUCUUAUGUUGAAAUUUAUAACAACUACAUCUAUGACCUUUUAGAUGAAACACCCUUUGAACCUACCAAAGCAAAGUGGAACAGCUGUGGCACUCCAAUGCGGAACGCUGACUUUUUGCUUUCCCAAUCCAAAGUUCUUCGUGAGGAUCAGCAUCACAACAUGUAUGUUGCUGGAUGCACUGAAGUGGAAGUAAAAUCUACAGAGGAAGCAUUUGAAGUCUUCUGGAGAGGCCAAAAGAAGAGACGCAUUGCUAAUACACAGCUGAAUCGUGAAUCCAGCCGUUCACAUAGCGUGUUUCUAAUUAAACUGGCUCAGGCACCACUGGAUGUAGACGGAGAUAAUGUUCUUCAGGAAAAAGAACUGAUAACAUUGAGCCAGUUAUCUUUGGUUGAUCUGGCUGGAAGUGAGAGAACCAACAGAACAAGAGCUGAAGGAAGCAGACUUCGAGAAGCAGGUAAUAUUAACCAGUCACUAAUGACACUAAGAACCUGCAUUGAAGCUCUUCGAGAGAACCAAACAUAUGGAACCAAUAAGAUGGUUCCUUACCGAGAUUCAAAACUGACCCACCUGUUCAAGAAUUACUUUGAUGGAGAAGGGAAAGUGCGUAUGAUUGUCUGUGUAAACCCAAAGGCUGAAGACUAUGAUGAGAGUUUGCAAGUCAUGCGAUUUGCAGAAAUCACUCAAGAAGUAGAAGUUGCAAGACCUGCUGACAAGCCACUGUGUGGGUUAGCCUCUGGCCGACGGUAUAGGAACCAAGCAUUUAAAGAGGAACUGUCACGGCAACUGGAAGUCCGAGGAGGACCCAUUGACGGGGAUGGAGAGGGGUCUGCCCCAGAGUUGCUUUUACGCAGUUUCCCCCCACUGCCUUCUUGUGAACUUCUGGACAUCAACGAUGAUCAGACUCUCCCUCGGCUGAUAGAAGUGCUUGAAAAACGACAUCGCAUGCGCCAGAUGCUGUCAGAAGAGUUCACCAAAAACAUAUCUUCUGCAGAAAGAAUCCUCCAAGAACUUGAUGCCAACAUUAUCUCCAGGGAAAAGAAUGCAGAACUGAAAAUUGCUGAAAAAGACAAAUUAAUAGAAGGGCAGAAAGUGGAAGUUGAGCGACUGGAGAAAAAAGCAAAAACUCUGGAAUACAAGGUUAACAUAUUAGAGAAAACCACAGCCAUUUAUGAAGAAGAGAAGCGCAACUUGCAUCAGGAGCUAGAGAGCAAGAGCCAGAAGCUGGAGCGACAGACUUUUGACAGGCAGAGACUAGAAACCCGGUUGAAGGGUAUAGCAACAGAGACAUCUGCGAAAUGGGAAAAAGAAUGUGAGCGACGUGUGGCAGCCAAGCAGCUUGAGAUGCAGAACAAGCUGUGGGUAAAAGAUGAGAAAUUAAAACAACUAAAAGCCAUUGUCAUAGAACCAAAGGUCAGCAAACCAGAGAGGCCUUCCCGGGAAAAGGACCGGGAAAAGGCCCUGAAAAGAUCCAUGUCACCUCCAGCAAUCCCUUUUUCUAGUAACGUUGUCACUCAGCUCCCUAACAACAACAAUCUGCCUGUUGCAAGCCAGCCACAGCUGCAUAGACGCUCCAAUUCUUGCAGCAGCAUUUCUGUGGCCUCCUGCAUCUCAGAAUGGGAGCAGAGAACGCCUACUCAAGGCAGCAGGCACCCCGGCGGUGGUGGCAGCAGCGGCACACCCAGAGCAAGAAGUAGAGUGCAGGAAGCAGAGCAAGCUAGGCCCUGUAUCAUGUCAGACAGAAGGCGGGGCAUGUAUCGGACUGGAAUCCUUGAGACCCCCAGUGAUAGAGAGGCCUUAGAGGUAGAAGAGGAUCCGUUCUGCAGGAAUGUCCCGUUAGUUCGGCUUCGACACAGGCGCUCUCGCUCAGCUGAGGAGAGAUGGGUUGACCAUAAGCCUCCCUCCAACAUACAGACAGACACUAUCAUGCAACCUCACGUCCCUCAUGCCAUCACAGUGGCAGCUGCAAACGAAAAGGCACUGGCCAAGUGCGACAAGUACAUGCUGACCCACCAAGAGGUGGCUUCCGAUGGAGAGAUUGAAACAAAGCUUAUCAAGGGCGACGUUUAUAAGACUAAAGGAGGAGGACAAGCUGUCCAGUUCACUGAGAUAGAGAGGCUGAAACAAGAAUCUCCAACACGUCGCAAGCGAAGAUCCUCCCCCUCAAGGCCUUCGCCACCAGAUGGGGACACAGAGUCAGAGUGGACUGAUGUAGAAACAAGAUGUUCAGUGGGUGUAGACAUGAAGGCAGGCUGUCGUCUUGGACCUGCAUAUCAACAUUAUGCUGAACCCAAGCGUAAAAAAACAUGAAUUUUCGUGGAUUUUCUGUUGAGGUUAUUUUCUCAAGUUACUACAGACCACAUAGCUGACUAUGGUUGGACAGUGUCUGCUAUGCAUGAUUCGACAGCUGUAACGCAAAAGGGGCAUAUAUAUUUGGUUUCUUAGACUGAAUUUGUAAAUAAAGCAAUAUUGAGUAUAUUAUAUUUCUAAGUACAACUCAGUAUAACUCCCGGCCAUGCUUUUUCUAGUCGGUUUGAGGAAGAGGUCUGUCAUGCAAGGCUCCACAGGUUAGAUGGGUCAGCACUGUGCCUGUAUUCAGCUCCCUGAAAUGCAAGAUGCAUCUUACUCUUAUCUAACUUAGCUCUCAAAGUACGUUUUCACAGAAGAUUCAUAGUGAAGAGGUGCUGGAUAGGAAAAAAAAUUGAUCCUAUAAAAGUGGCUAGCAAGGAAAAUGCCAGGCUUCCCUUUCUUUAUCUUCCCUGUGACAAGGAUGAGCUUAAGAGGAAAGCUUGUGGGUUCGAGCUUCUGUGCAUUUCAGGCAAACUAAAUGCAUGUGCGAUGCUGACCCAUCCAGAAUGAAGUUUUGGAUGAGACCUCUUUCUCAAACCAACUAGAUGAAGAAAGGAUUGGAGAGUGGUAGAGCUUACUCAACUUUGUUCCUUCCAUUACACAGAAGGAGCUAAUGGAGCUUAGAUUUCUCUUGGUGCAUGGAGAAGUGACUCCAUUUCGCCAUUCCUUGCAGCUUAGCCACUACCAGCAGAAAAUGCUGGAUUCUCCACAGUGCUGAGAUGCAGGGACCUCUAUGCCCAUUGACAUAAAAAAGAAGAUGGAAAUGGGGUGGAGCUUGAGAAGCGGCUUCCACGUUGGUCCCAAGAAGAAAUCUGGCUCCUAGGACUAAUCUUUCUGAUGUGGCCCUUGCACCUGUGCAGAGCCAGUUUUGAACUUUCUAGCAUCACUUAGAUUGUGGGAGGGGAGUCCUGCCUCUGCGCAAACUAUGCAUACAUAUUCUCACCCCAGCACCUAUCAUCAACUCCCCCUUUCGCACUGUUAAAGAAGCAUCUGAAACUGCGAAUAACUGAGUAACUUCCUCUUGUUCUAUUCUGCCAAGUUUUUAGGCAUUUUUUCUACCUGUUAGAAAACUCCCCAUUUUCUUCUUCCCUGAUUGUAUGGCAUCAUUACCUGCUUGCACCAUAAAUUGUCUUCAUAAUUUUAUGGCUUCUUAACACCUUGCUUAGAAAUGCACACUCUGUAGAGGCAAAAUAGCUUCUGUUACUAAUAGAAUGGCUCUUUUCAAAAGGAGAUCCGUCUGGUCCUUUACUGCAAAAUUUAUAGGGACUUCACUAACCAGGGUUUUCAGAAUCACCCAUCAAACCUUUACCUCUUUGCCUGAAAACUGUAAAAUAAGCCGCCCAGAACACGGCCCUUGCAUGCAGCUCCCCUCUUGAUUUGUGUGAGACUUGUUUCAUUGUUCGUAUUGUGUUCCAGUAAAUUUAUUUUCCUCUUUGCA
Molecule: messenger RNA, 5324 nt
Organism: Pogona vitticeps (central bearded dragon)
Lineage: Eukaryota; Metazoa; Chordata; Lepidosauria; Squamata; Agamidae
Gene: KIF23
Product: kinesin family member 23
Biological process (GO): mitotic spindle midzone assembly; microtubule-based movement
Cellular component (GO): nucleus; microtubule; kinesin complex
Molecular function (GO): ATP hydrolysis activity; microtubule motor activity; microtubule binding
Source: RefSeq, a predicted model, not a curated record